This is a messenger RNA of Anoplophora glabripennis (Asian longhorned beetle), 2354 nucleotides long. RefSeq names its product probable G-protein coupled receptor Mth-like 5 (gene mthl5). Gene Ontology annotation, molecular function: transmembrane signaling receptor activity. NCBI's taxonomy places the organism in Eukaryota, Metazoa, Arthropoda, Insecta, Coleoptera, Cerambycidae. The transcript is spliced from 7 exons. The coding region runs from base 342 to 1757 and encodes 471 amino acids. Gene Ontology annotation, biological process: cell surface receptor signaling pathway. Gene Ontology annotation, cellular component: membrane. The record is from RefSeq and is a predicted model, not a curated record.
CGGUAAACGAUGACAAAUACUGUUGCUUUCAUUUUAAGUUCGCGGUAAUACGACUGUUGCCUAGUGAAUGUAGAAUUUAGCGAAAAAUAUAGUUAUUUCGUGUGAAUUAAAUAAUCGAAACAAGAAUACUGGUGAUUCAGUUGCAAUGCCCAGGAUUUAGUUUCCAUAAAAAGAAAUCCGUCCAUGCCUGAGUUGGCCUCCAACGAAGAGGCUCGAACAAAAGAAUAAGACAAAACAAAUGUUAAAUAAGGCCAGGAUAAAAAUAAGAAUAUCAGAGAAACGCGAAAAACACAAAAACAAAACUACAACAUAACCUCACUGUUGUUCUCUUACUUUUGAAAAUGAUAUUUGUAAGUUUUAGUUUAUACGUUGUCCUCACUUGCGUGUACCCAGAAUUAGUCGAUGGUGAGGUGGUAAGGGGCACUGUAAAUACAAAGGUGAGAGUCAACAAAUGCUGCGAGGAAAACGAAAUAUAUCUAGGGAAGUCCUGUACGAGGAUAAACAAAACUAGCGAGCAGUGGAAGCCCUCGUUUACAUCAGAAAAUGGAAAUACCAAUUUACAAAUCGAAUACAUGUUGGUGACGGGAUCACCGGAUUGUGGCCAUGUGCAAACGUGGGAGAUACACCAGACCCAGAACUCCACCGACCAUCUACUUCUUUUACCAAACGGUGUACUGAGGCAUUUUAUAAAACACUUUGAGGUACCCGAAGAAGAAUAUUACAUAACGGGUUACGAAGAUGACGAGAAAAUGCUUUAUCAAGACUACGAACCUGGAAAAUACUGCUUGGACAAGUCUGACGACAAUUUGAAGGGCAAAUAUGCCAAGGUCUGCAGCCCCGACAUCCUAAAAGACUUGUUCACGACCGAGUUCCUAAUGCACAACGUCGUUAAUCCAAUAACGCACGGCAUAACGAUCGUGUGCCUUCUAGUAAUAGCCAUUAUAUAUUUUGUGAUGCCCACCUUACGAGACUUGACGGGUAAUAUAAUAACUACCAUAUGUAUGUGCCUUAUACUGAGCCAAACGGCGGACAUGAUCAGGCUGUUGACGGUCUUCAGGAGCCACACCAGCCUCUUGAUUACAGAAACUAUAUGCUACGUUAGCAUGCUCGGUGCCUUUUUCUGGCUGAACAGCUUGGGAUAUUACAUAUGGAAAACCUUCAGAUCCCGAAACGUUUUCUUGCGAAUCACGGACGGCAAGAAAUACUGUUAUUACUGCGCUUACUCGUGGUCUUGCACACUUAUUCUAGGAACUUUGGCAAUUUUAGCGCACUUUACUAUGGAUUACAGCGACAUCAAGUAUAAGCCUAUUUCACCGUACGAGGAACAAGAGGAAGUAGGUUCGCUGGGGAUGAUAAUAUUCUUCGUGCCGGUGGCCUUCACCAUCAUAGUCGACAUCUUUUUCUUCGCAACGACCCUGCAAACGAUAAACAGGAUGCACACGUACGGCAGGAUACACCACAAACUCCGCCACAGCUUCCGCAUGUUCCUCCUGCUGCUGCUCGUUAUGGCGCUCUGCUGGCUCUUCUUCUUGUCCUCCUUUUCCAAACUCGAGGGCCUCAUCAACGGCCACAUCAUCGUCAACGCCCUCCUGGGGCCGCUCGUCCUCUACGUGUGCAUCUUCAACCAGAAGCACGUCUCGUACCUGAUACGCAAGACGUGCUGUUACACCAACUGCCCGUGCUCGUGCUGCAGGCCAGAGCCCGAGUGCGAGUGGGGCGACGAGAUGACCGCCAUGAACACCGAAUGCAAUUAUUAACGGGGGGACGUCGUACGCCGUACGGGAAUCUCGCUAGUUGUAGCAGUUGACAAUACAAGGUAGCACGUGGGAAACAAAUCUGUAGCGGCGGUAAGUCGCAUAGAAAUACUCAAUUUUAGUGUGAACGAAGUUGUCACGGUAAGUCGCCUUUUCAGUAUCGUAGAUAAGUUAUUUAAUAGUUAAAAGGAAGAUUGAAAUCUAUUUGCAGAUGCGCAAUUUUUUUGAGAAACUUUUUAUAUUCUUUUUGUCUUAUAAGGCACGCUAUUUAUUUAUUCGUUUUGUUAAUUUUUGAAAAAAAAACAAACUUUUUAGUAAAAAGAAACGAUGUAAAAGUAAACAUGGAGUAUAUACAGGGUGUCUUGAUUUUAUAGGGGUAAGGGCCAUUAACCCGGUAAGUAAAAAACAAUUGAGGUUCAAAUGUUUUUUGUUGGAUAAAUCCCAGGGAUGAGAUGAUUUUUAAUUAAGAAAAUUUUAUUUUUUUUUUAUUUUUUUGCCAGAAAUUAAACAAUAUAAUUUAGAAAAGGAAAAUCUAAAUCUCUAUUGCAUAAAAAUAACGAAAAUAUACAGGGUGAUUUACAAACGGUGACCAAAAAUGAA